This is a messenger RNA of Ostreobium quekettii, 1368 nucleotides long. NCBI's taxonomy places the organism in Eukaryota, Viridiplantae, Chlorophyta, Ulvophyceae, Bryopsidales, Ostreobiaceae. The record is from the annotation of a GenBank genome assembly.
AUGGCGGAGGCGGCCCUCUUAGACGGCCUGUCGCACGCUGGCCCCCCCCUGGGGCCCCUCGGGCGCCCGCCCCCCUUGAGGCCGCAGCAGAGCGGCGGUGCGAAUCCGGCCGAGCCGAGCGGGAGGGUGGCCGGGGGCGAUGUCGGGCCCCCGGGCCUGGGGGUGGGGAAGGAGGGGGGGAAUGGGGUGGGCGGCGGCCGGCCGGCGUCGCUGGCGCAUUGGGACAUCGUACGGAAGCGCAUCGUUAGCGCGGUGGGCGCGAGCCUGGGCUUCAGGACGCUCAGGGACAUGUACGGGGACUUCAUGCUGGACCCGGGCAAGCUGACAUGGGUGAAGACGCUGGGAGAGGGGAACUACGCGCGUGUGGACAAGUACAGGUACGCGGACGAGCCGGGCGGGGAGUCCUUCUUGGCGAUCAAGCGGCUGAAGAGCAGCAAGGUCUCCGCCCAGGACAUGCUGGAUUUCAUGCGGGAGGUCGAACUGCUAAAGAAGCUGUCCCACGAAAGCAUAGCAACCUACAAGGGGUCUGGGACUCUGCCGUCGGAGGACGGGGCCCAAGAUGACGACUUGUACCUGGCAACGGAGUGUCUCGAUGGGGGGACAUUGCGUGAUGUGCUGAUAAAAGAGAUGCAAGCCAAGCAUCACAGUCAUCAGAAAUACACACUGUUGCAGGCGGCCGAUUGGAUGCUAGAUGUUGCCCGAGGCAUGGCGUACCUACACAAUGCUGAGCCGGUUGUCAUUCACAGGGACCUGAAGCUGGAGAACAUAAUGCUGAACAGCCAGGGGCGUGCCAAGAUAGUCGACUUUGGCCUCCACAAGGUGAUAGACAGAUGGCUGAGAGAAUAUGUAAAGGAUGAGGAAGGGCUGUAUGAAAUGAGUGGAGGCAUGGGGGCAUACAUUUACAUGGCACCAGAGUCAUUAAAAUCUAAUCGGUACAACCACCUUGUGGAUGUGUAUGCUUUUGGCAUCAUCCUGUGGGAGCUGAUGCACUACGAGAUGUUGAUAAAUCGUGUUUCACUACACGGGACGACAGACGACCUCAAGAACUUUGCUAAAUUUGUGUCUAGAGAGGCAUGGCGGCCGCCCAUCUCCAACGACUUGCCAAAAGGGAUAGUUAAGCUGAUAGAGGACUGCUGGAGUCAAAGCCCCUCAGAUAGGCCUGAGUUCAAGGACAUAGUAAGACGUUUGAGGGAAGUGAUUGCUGAGUUGAAGGAGCAGGAAAUGCAGCAAUGUCCUGAAAAGCAACCUUCAGGUCAGCAGACACCGACGCCGCGAGACUACGAUCGACGUGUCACAUCGAGCCAACCGGAGCAAGGGGUGCACCCGCGCCCGGCUGACAGGAAGGCUUGGCGAUUCUGCUGCUUCUGA